Microplitis demolitor is the source of this 3417-nucleotide messenger RNA. It is a transcript of the gene shd, whose product is annotated as ecdysone 20-monooxygenase. The transcript has 10 exons. NCBI's taxonomy places the organism in Eukaryota, Metazoa, Arthropoda, Insecta, Hymenoptera, Braconidae. Gene Ontology annotation, molecular function: oxidoreductase activity, acting on paired donors, with incorporation or reduction of molecular oxygen; heme binding; iron ion binding. The coding region runs from base 308 to 1912 and encodes 534 amino acids. The record is from RefSeq and is a predicted model, not a curated record.
UUUUAGGAUCAGUACGAUCGCAGACGCUUGGGGAGGCGGUAAUCCCGCUUCACCCGCGUUCGACGCGCCUUCCUUUAUCACAUAUCACCUUUUGUAGUUUACACCAUUUAUCACUACCAUCACCAUCAUUCUUGUCAAUACUAUCAUUACCAUUAUUAUUGUUAAUAUUAUUUAUAUAGUACUAUAUUUUUAACCUGUAAUACUGUUAUUGUUAUUAAUAUUUUCCCUUUCUUCCCGCCUCUACAAUAAAUAAAAGUCUGCCUGUCACCCAAUUGCACAGUUUUUCUUACGACUCAAUCAAGUCUACAUGUGUGUCGUGUCUAAUUGCCACUACUCUCCACUGGGAGAUACGAUAUCUUGGACACACGGUUUACUGCGCUUGACCUUCUCAUUAAAUCACAGAAAAAUCAACAUGAUGGUAUUACUUGAAAUAAUUACUGGUGUUCUGGUGGCGAUUUGGGAGUUUGCCAUGAGCUACCUGCUGUAUUGGAUAUUUUCUAAAGGGAAGAUUCCCGGGCCACUUUCAUUCCCGGUUCUCGGGACCAGGUGGAUUUUUUCGUGGUUCGGCCGCUAUCAGAUAGAUAAAGUCCACGAUGCAUACAAAGACCUGAAUCGAAGGUACGGUCCAGUGUGCAAGGAGGAAGCGCUCUGGAAUCAUCCAGUUAUAUCAGUAUUUUCACGGAAUGACAUUGAGAUGGUGAUGCGACGGAGCUCGCGAUUUCCUAUACGUCCACCUCAGGAGGUCAUAUCAUCUUACCGACGGUCUCGCCAAGAUCGUUAUACCAAUCUCGGCCUUGUCAACGAGCAAGGAGAGACAUGGCACAAAUUGCGCGAAGCUCUUACGCCAGAGCUCAUGGGAGCCAGCACAGUCCUCGGAUUUUUUCCUGCCCUCAAUCAAGUCUCCGACGAACUUAUUCAGCUUAUAAAGCAUCUUAGGACCGGAAGCACUAUCAGCUCCUUCGAGGACAUCGCUUACAAAGUUGGUCUUGAAAGUACGUGUACGUUAAUUCUCGGAAGGCAUUUAGGAUUUUUAAAGCCCAAUUCUUGUUCUCUGACCUCGAGAUUGGCCAAAGCCGUGAGAAUUCAUUUUACUGCUUCUCGCGAUGCAUUUUACGGACUGCCGCUUUGGAAAAUAUUACCCACUACCGCUUACAGACAAUUAAUAGAAAGCGAGGAUGAAAUUUACAGUAUAAUAUCUGAACUACUGGACACAACAAUACAGGAGCAGGAUGAAAAUGCCCGAGACGAGCCGGUGGAAGCUGUCUUUCAGUCUAUUUUGAAAGAUAAAAAUUUAAAUAUCAAAGACAAAAGAGCCGCUAUAAUAGAUUUCAUAGCCGCGGGAAUUCACACGCUAGGCAAUACUCUAGUAUUUAUUUUCCACUUAAUUGGAAGCAAUUCAAAGGUCCAGCAGGAGCUCUACGAAGAAGUUAUAAACCUGGCUCCAGCGGGCUGCAAUAUCGCGGCGGAAGAUCUCAGCACUGCUAAAUAUUUACGUGCAUGUAUCACUGAAGCCUUUCGGGUAAUCCCCACGGCACCUUGUAUCGCAAGAAUUUUAGACGAACCAAUUAACGUGUCUGGCUACAAAAUAGACGCGGGUUCUGUUGUCCUUUUGCACACAUGGAUAGCAGGUUUGGAGGACUCCAACUUCAAGAAUGCCAAGGAGUGGAUGCCCGAGAGAUGGCUCAAGCCGACUGCACCCCAUAGUCCGCUUCUGGUGGCUCCUUUUGGAUUCGGACGAAGAAUUUGCCCGGGGAAACGUUUCAUCGAGAAAGCGCUGCAGCUCAUCGUCGCUAAAGUCGUACGCGAAUACGAAAUAGUCGCUCAAGAUGAGCUGCAACUGCAAUUCGAGUACAUUCUCGCCCCCAAGGGACCCGUUUCCCUGCACUUCAAAGACCGCCAAAAUUUCCUGUAAUUACUGACAGACUGUACCGAUAUUUUUAGUUAUUAAUAACUCAUUUCAUUAUUUUUAUUUUUAUCUGGACGUUAUCGUUAGCUGUGUACAUUUUUUUAUAGAAAUUUUUCAAAAGGUACUCGCAUUAUUUCAUAUAGAUAACUGUUUGUUGUUAAUCAACUCCAUUGUUAUUGUAUUUACAUUUUCACACUCGCCAAUAAAUCAUUUAAAUAAAUAAAAUCAUUGCAUGUAUAGACACUUUUCAUAAACUAGAUAAUUUUUCACGAAAUAUUAUUAUUUUAAAUCUUUAUCGCAUUUAAUACGCAGAGGAAAAAUUAUGAGAUUCACUUACAUGAUAUCUAAAAAAGUUUGAAUUAUUUUCAAAAUUUGUUACUUUUUCCGUCAGGAUGGACACUUAUAUGACCAUAAAAAUCUACUCUGUCUUUUUUAUCUUAGUCUGGGAAUUUUUAUAAAGUUUUUCAAAUACAAAAUUUGUGUUUACUAACCAUCGGCUUUAGUUAUGAAAUUUAGCAAAAUUUAAAUUUUUAUGAGGAAAUUUUUGUGACUUUUCAUUUCCUACGCUAAAAAAAAAAAUAAUUUAUUUAUUGAUUCAAAUUUGAAUACAACUUUGAAUAGUAAAAUUUACUUACUACUGCAAUUUAUUUUUUAUAAAACGAAUUCGAAAGUAGAAAUCGGCUCUUACUGAAUUAAAAAAUUGAGCAGGUCUAAACUUUCAAUAUUUUUUUUUUUUAAAUUUUCUCUACUGUCACACUAGCAUAUAAAUUGUAUAUAAACGAUUCCCAUAUGAAUAAAAAAACAAUUUCCAUAAAAUAAUGAUAAGUUCCUACAACAUUAUGGGAAUUUAUAUAACAAAUAUAUGAUAUAUCUUGUUCUCAUACAUUGAAAAGAUGUCCCAUAAACAGUAACAGAAAUUCCUCUAAUUAUUUCUCUGCGCAGACCAAAAUCACUUUAAAUUUUAACAAUGCACAAUAGUUAGAUAAGUUACAUACAUACAUAUAUAUUGGCGAGUCAUAAAUAUAUAAGGAAUUUAUUCACAAAUUGCCUAAUAAUGUAAUAAUGUUAUUAUUGUUGCUCAAGUGGUUAAGACUGAAAUCAAUUCUUUUUGUAAAUGUAAAUCCAUUUUGUCUCAUCAAAAAAAUUAAUUUAUUAAUUAACCGAUCGAUUAAUUAAUUAAUUAAUUAGUCAUGCGCUCGUGCAUCACCGACUCGUAGAAGAUAUUUAAUAGAUAAUAAUUAUGUUUCAUUGUUAGUAUAAAAAAUUACAUGUCCGAAAACAUGUACACUAAACAAUGAUCUUAAAAAUAUGUAUUUACGUUUAAAGUAAAUAUGUACUAGUACCUUAUCUGCUAAAAUAUAUGUACUCAUAGAUAAUAUUAAAGUAAAUUUUUGUAAAUACAAAAAUUUAUGUACAUACAUCAAUAUUUGUACAACAUAAAGGAUUAUAAAUAUAGAUAUAUAUUAGGGAUGUGCAAAUCGUGUUCGAAUCAAAUAUAAAAAAAGAGGAUA